Messenger RNA from Sander lucioperca (pikeperch), 985 nucleotides. Its product is annotated as immunoglobulin lambda-1 light chain-like. The coding region runs from base 108 to 830 and encodes 240 amino acids. The record is from RefSeq and is a predicted model, not a curated record. The transcript has 4 exons. NCBI's taxonomy places the organism in Eukaryota, Metazoa, Chordata, Actinopteri, Perciformes, Percidae.
CCUCUCCUCAGUGUCUUUAUAAGCUUCAGUCUCUCUUCUCCUCACACUCCAACCCUGCUCACCUCUCAGCUGGACAGUAAGGGACGUUUACACCACACACUGACAACAUGCUGGGGACCCUCUGCACUCUCAUCACUGCUCUAACAUGUGUGAGUGGUGUGACCGUGGUGACACAGAAGCCUCCUGUUGUCACGGUGAGGAAAGGAGAGACAGCCACCAUGGACUGUAACCUGGGGGCUGUUACUGACAGUGCUGCUUGCUGGUAUAAACAGAUUCCAGGAGGAGUUCCUCAGCAUGUUCUGAGGUUUUAUCACAGCAAUAGCUCUCCAAGCUAUGGCUCUGGUUUCUCCUCUCCAAAGUUCACAUCUAAUCAUCAGUCAACAUCAGAUUAUCGUUUGAUCAUCACCAAUGUGGAGGAGGGAGACUCAGCAGUCUAUUACUGUCAAACAUGGGACAGCUCUGCUAAGGAGUACGUAUUCGGACAAGGCACCAAGCUGAUUGUGACAAGCUCCAGCCUUCCUGUCCUGACAGUCUUCCCUCCGUCCAGUGCUGAGCUCCAGUCCAACAAAGCCUCUCUGGUCUGUCUGUCCAGUCAGUCUGGGCCUUUUGCAGAUGUGAGCUGGUUGGCUGGUGGGAGUCCAGUGAGCACUGGGAUCUCUACCAGCACCGCUGUUCAGCAACCAGACCACACUUUCCAAAUCAGCAGCUAUCUGGCCGUCCAGACGUCAGACUGGAACAGGGAUCAGGUUUACACAUGUAGAGUGUCUUUGGGCUCCCAGACUUCAGAGAAAAACAUCCGCAAGUCAGACUGUCCCACUGAAGAACAGUAGAGGAGCAGAAUGACCAUUUAACAUCUGCUUCUUUACUAUUUGUGCUGUUUGCUCAUUUCAAGCUUUACAUGUUAGAAAAGAUGUCUGCAUGCUUGUCAUACAUGUUGUAUCAGCUUUGCAAAUGAUAAAAUGUAUUCAAUAAAAAAAACAUUGUG